Molecule: messenger RNA, 7704 nt
Organism: Nilaparvata lugens (brown planthopper)
Lineage: Eukaryota; Metazoa; Arthropoda; Insecta; Hemiptera; Delphacidae
Cellular component (GO): plasma membrane
Molecular function (GO): protein binding
Source: RefSeq, a predicted model, not a curated record
CUCAGUGACACAGUUUCCGUCGCCGAGGACGGUUGACUGCAGAGUGACGCUGGGCUGGGGGUCGUGUUACGGGUCGGGAAACCGAGUGGAAACUCCCCCUCCGGACAAGUAACCGCCUCGCGUAAAUACAACCAGCAUCUACAACUUUUUUAUUAUUAAUUUAGUGGCGCGCUCUGCUCCGCAGCAUGGCGACGCCGACGCCGCGUGGUGACUGUGGCCAAGUUUCGUGCGUGCGUGCGUCACGCGUGCAUACCAACAUUACUCUCUUCUACCUCUCAUCACAUAUUAAUCAGCUGCUAAACUGAUUGAACAAUUAGAACGUUUUGUAAAUAAUUUUACUGUCUCAAAUAACUGUGCCAAAUAUUCAUGCUUUAGUAGGAGAAUCAAUUAAUGGUGGAGAGAGUAGAAUGUAUAGUGCUGUGAUAAUCAAAAAACGGUUCAUUAACAAAAUUGUGGAACAGUUUGAACGUUCAAGAAAACUCAUGAAGCUCUGGCUUUCGUCGUAGGUUUCGAAUCGUUUCUUAAGGCAUUGCGGUUAUGUGGGUAGUGGUUCUGGUGCUGGUGGCACUCCCCCUGGUGCCCAGUUGCCGAAUUUCCGAGUUCUCCUGCCGCAACGGACGCUGCGUGCGUCCCGACGCAUAUUGCGACGGCAACAACGACUGCGGCGACGAGUCCGACGAACCCCGUCAGUGCACAGUUUGCAACCGAACGUAUUACGGUGAAGUGGGAAAAACGUACCUACUCACUUUGGGAAAGCCGAGAGAAGAACGACUGCCUUUUCUAUGCCACAUCACAUUCACUGCCAACGGUCAUAUGCACGGUCAAUUAGUUCAGCUGAUAUUCGACGCAUUUCACAUAGGGCGGUUCGAGCCGUCGGCCCUGGACGGUUGUCCGGACGGACACAUGCAGUUGUCCGAACUCGGUCGUCCGUUCACGGGUGGCUCGUGGUGCGGCCUCGCCAAGGGAUUCGCCGUCUACUACAGCGAAACCAGCACUGUCACUAUCACGCUCCGGGUCUAUCAUAGCGCAGCGCCCUUCGACUUCAAACUUAGAUACAAGUUCGUGGGCGAAGAGGAGGCGGUGGUGCGGUUCGGUUCGGCGCUGGCGCCACUUGAGCGGGGGGAGGCGGUACCUGGCACCUACUGCAGCCGCAACUUCUACGAGUGCUACCGCAAGCGGUGCCGUCUGCAGUCGCCCAACUACCCGGGCAUGUAUCCGCGCAACGUCACCUGCUACCUCACCCUCCGACAGAAGACGGUGCCCACCUGCAAGCAUGCCAUGAUCUCCGUCCGCCAGGAGAGCUCGCACAAGAUGCAGAUCAAGAGAGCGGUAUCGCAAGCGUCACUGUCAAACCUGAACCAGACGUCGGUGGAGCUGCGCGCUUGGUCCGAAUGCACGGGCGAGCGCGACCACUUGAUCUUCUAUGACGGCGACUCGACCAACGACCCGGUGCUGGUGAAGUACUGCGGCGGCGACUGGUUGCCCCGUGUGGUGUCACGUGGCCCCCACAUGCUGGUCGCAUUCCACUCGUCGCCGUUCUCCGUGCCGCUGCACUCUGAGACCUCGCCCUCGCCCCUCCGCGGUUUCGAGCUCGAUGUCGACAUUCUCUUCUCCGACUCCAACUCACUCGACUACUCGCGCAGCUCAAGAAAAUGCGAGUUCUGGGUGAACGCGUCGCACCCGGACACGGAGGACGCGAAGGGCCGAUCGCGCGGUCGUUCGGGCGACAUCCUGAGUCCGCGCCACACGCUGCCACCGAACACCACCUGCACGUACCGCUUUGUCGGCCAGCCGACCGACCAGGUGUGGCUCUACUUCGCCAGCUACUCGCAUCAGCCGCUGCUCGGCAACAGUUCGACACACAGUUCGGCGCACAACUGCUCGACGCGGCUGCGGAUCUGGGACGGCGGCGGCGGUCAGCUAAUGGCCAAUCACUGCGGCGCGCCGCGCCUCUGCGACCACUCGGCGCUCAACAACGCCACGCGCAUCACGCGACCCUGCGCCGCGCAUGAGAGCUACAUCACGCGCACCUCUCAGCUCACCGUCCAGCAUCACUCCGACGAGGGCACCGCGCUGCAUCCCGCCACCUUUCGCAUCAGAUACGAAUUCGUGGACACACGGUACGUGGGCGAGCCGUGGCCGGGCCGCAAAGGCGAAGACCCGCCGCCACAGCCGUGCAGCCGCGUGUUCCGUCGCUCCAAGGCGGGCAGCAUUCGGCCACCCAAGGACAUCUUUCUCUAUGGCCGCGGCGGGGCCACCAACCUCUCCUGCCUCUUUCGCAUAGAGGCCGCACAGAACGAGCGCAUCAAGCUCACCAUCUACAACGCAUCGUUCGGCGAAAACGCUGAUUGCUCCACCGAAACUGAUCUGCAUACUGGCAGAUCGGUGUGCCAAAGGAUUCGCCAAGACGAUAGCAUCGGAAGCGACGACGACAGCGAUCGCGCGACAAGCGCGCUACACGUGUUCGAGGUGCCGUGGCGCGACGUGAAAGUGUCGCGCGGCUGCUUCUGCGACAACAGUAGUCUGUCACCACGGGGUGGCCAGCCGCUCACGUUCGUGUCUGCGUCGCGCGUCUUCGAAAUCGCGUUCAACAUCGCAAGGUUCAACAUCACCGAGGACUAUCACGACGUCUACUUUAACGCUAGGUUUGAAACGAUACGCGGUCCGGAUUGCCCGAGGAAGCAGAGAGUGCGGGGAUCAGGGGGUGAAAUAGAGCUGGUCUCCCCACCCAAGGCGAAAGCUGACAAAUACUGUGAUGGCCUGCCGUGGUUGGUGGAGGCCCACGAAAACAAAAGCCUCUUCUUGCUCACCUGGGGUCACAUCAUGACCAAUAUUACCAAGGAUGAUCCACUGGCCUGUACCACUAAGAACCGGGUGCUGCUAUAUACUGGAAAACCUAUAAGAUUGAUGAAAGUGGUGUGCCCAGCGCCGCCGCAGGACCGCAAGUUUGCGGUGCACGUGUUCUCGGAGGAGUGGACGAAGGGUGAGGCGAUUGGGGGGGCCGGGUUGAUGCUGCAGCCCCCCCGACCCCCCAGCUUCCUGCUGGAGUUCAUAGGUCGUGAGGCCGGAUCGGCGGCUCUCAGUUGGUUGGAGAUCUCUCGCACCAAAUCGUCGCUCAUGCAGUUGGCAGCUGACUACGGGGAGCCCGCCGAGCCAGCUAACGACACGCUCGACUGGGAGUGUCCGCAUAGAUUGAUGAAAGUGGUGUGCCCAGCGCCGCCGCAGGACCGCAAGUUUGCGGUGCACGUGUUCUCGGAGGAGUGGACGAAGGGUGAGGCGAUUGGGGGGGCCGGGUUGAUGCUGCAGCCCCCCCGACCCCCCAGCUUCCUGCUGGAGUUCAUAGGUCGCGAGGCCGGAUCGGCGGCUCUCAGUUGGUUGGAGAUCUCUCGCACCAAAUCGUCGCUCAUGCAGUUGGCAGCUGACUACGGGGAGCCCGCCGAACCAGCUAACGACACGCUCGACUGGGAAUGUCCGCAUAGAUGUCCGGAGCUGAACGCGUGCAUCAGCUCGAGCCUCUGGUGCGACGGCCGCUCCAACUGUCCGUCGGGUUUCGACGAGGCGGAGACGCAGUGUGGCGGCGUCGGUCGGCGUCUCUUGGCGCGGCUGCCGGCCUACGCGAUGCUCGGUGGCGUCGCAACGGGAGUCGCUGCCUGCUGCGUCCUGGCCGGCGUCUUCGUCGCCUACCGACUGCGAAUCCAGCAGAAGCGACGGCGGCGACGCCUCGGCAAGGACCGGGGCUCAUCGACGGGGCCGCAUCGGGUGCCAACCGAGGAGAUGCUCCUCGACCCCUCCUCGUCCACCACCUCCUCCUGACACCCGCUGCCCUCCGUCGAGUUCAUCCACAUGGACCGCGAGACCACUGUGUGAUGCGACGGUAGGAUUCGCCUCAUAAACUCUUCAUAGUGAAAUUAUGUUAGUGUAAUCAAGUCAACAGUUAUUUUGUUGAUCGACUCUACCGGCUCGCCACCAAUACAUGAUCGGCUUCGGAUCACUGGAAGGUGAGUGGGCGACCUCAGACAUUCAAUUUAAAUCACAAUCACACAAGAGUUCGAGAAACUACUGAAGUCAAGAUUCCAAAAUCGCAACACACCACGUAUUCCAGCCUUUAUCACAGAUUUAAUUGUUCAUUUGAUUUAUGACAAUACUAAUAAAUUUCAGUAACAGCAUAAAUAAAAAUUUUAUAUUAGUUUUGAAGUAGAGGGGAAAUAACGAUGAAGAACUUGUGUUGUUUCUAUGCAGAACGAAUCCUUUUAGAGAGUCCUGUUCUGUUUAGAUCCCGAUUUUUUAAAUUUACAGUAUAUUUUGGUUAUGUAAGAUGAGAAUUGUCGUGAUCUAUGAUGAUGAGACGACGAAUCAUGAUUGGAUAUUCAAGUUUAUUACCAACAAUUUUUAUUGGUUGUAUUAAAGUAUUAAAGCUAUAUAUAAAGGUCAAUAGAUCUGAGAAACAAUAAUUUCUAAAUAAAUGGUUGUUGAAGGUUGAAUCGCACGAUUAGCAGGUUAUCAUAGAUCACGAUGUUCUAUUCACUGUAUGAUCUAAGAUACUAAUUCUUGUCUCAUGAAGACUUGCCUUAAACUGGUCCUCUAGAAUGAAGUGUCAUCCUGAACCUCUAAUUUGAGCAUCCAUGUAUCAGUGAUUAUUGACUGAUAAGUAUUGCUUCUAGAGAAACAUCAAAAAUAAUUUCAGUAAUAAAGAUUGAUACGAUUUAUAAAUGGAAUGUCUAAGGUGUGCCUACGAUUUUGGGAAAGAGAGAGUAAAUAUCAGUCGCAUCAUUUUCAUGGUGAACUUUGGAACUGAUCUUAAUCAAUUCACAUGAUUCAAAGUGAAAUUAGACGUUGGGAGAUUUUGAUUUAUUGCGGGUUAUUAUCGAAUUCAAUGGUGAGCUUUAAUUGUAUGAUACGGAAAUUCAAUAAAUCUGAAACAAGAACCAAUAAAAUUAUUGUCAAAAAUUACCAAACAUCAUGUAAAUUUUGCGCAGUGACCGCAUUCUCAAAGCAAGAACAUGAUUCAGGUUUCUAAAUUUGCUAAUAAAGCAGUCCGAGAGAAACUUUUCAUGUUUACGAGCCAUGAAAGCGAUGCGCUCAUGAACUCUCUGCCCUGAAUGCUCCGGUGACCCGAAGGAAGAACUAUAAAGUGUAUACUGCCACUUACUUUAGUUAAUUCAUAUUAAUUGGAUGUUUGUUGUGAAGCAGGGGUGUUAAUUUUUAGUGCCAGGUGCUACGACAUAUUUACUUAGCUGCUCAAGAAUCAUGUUGCAGGGUGCCUUACCCAGAGAUAAGCGUGUACAAAUUAUCCGCAAUCUCAACAUUAUUAACGAGUUGAAAAGUUAUAUACAAUAAAUUAUUACUAGUUAUCUUGUAGACUAAUUAAUAGAGACGAUUUAACCAAUUGUUGCCAUCAUGAAUUUGCCAAAUAAGAUAAGAUCUACUAAUAAGAAACUAGGAUUACUAAAAAUAUGAUAUGAGUGAAAUGUGAAUAGGUUAUAGGAUACGGUAGUUAGAUUCGACACACAAAAGUAUUAUAGUGAUAAAGUCAAUCUCAAUGUGUUCCUUCAGCGUUUUAAAUCGCUAAUGCAUAACGUUUUUCUUUCGUAUUUUUCUUCAUCAUUCAAGUACUAUUGUGAAAACAAGCAUGACCUGUGUGAGUUUUGCAACCCAGAAACAAGAAUUGAUAUAAUUCUGGAAGUGUGUGAUCCAAAAGUUCUGUUUACAACAUACUAAUAUUUGGUAUUCCCCAUUAUCAGAAUUCGAGCUCAGUUUCGGAAUAAUGAGAAAGAUGCAUCAUUAGAUAUCUUAUUAUCCGUGAUAAAGAUGAAAAUCGUCUUAAAAGCUACAAAUGAUACUAACAACAUAAAUAAUAAUUAUUGACCACAAAGUUGGCGUUGGAAGUAUAGGAUCUGAAAUAGUGACUUAGUGAGUAGCAUGAUAAACAAUAUUCUCUGUUGAAUUGCAAUUGAUACCGUAUAUUAUAGAUAGUAUGAUUGCAAAUCCACAGAACUCUUUUUUUGUACUUUAAAAUUCGGUACCUAAUUCAUGAGUAAUUGGAGAGAGUUACAUUAUUAGUGAUUGAGUAGGGAUCAACUUCUAAAGAUUGAACAAUCAAUACAAGCAAUAAAAAUUCAGUGAAUCUUGGUUAAAAUUCAUUGUACGUAGAUUGUACUUCGGAUUAAUCAGAAUUCUCUAUUGAAGCAAUAGUUGAUGAUUUUAUACUAUGAUUUUCAUUGGAUGAUUUCAUGAAAUUUCUAGUUACAAUAAUAUGAAAAUGUUGUUGUAUUGGCUGUAUAAUGCAAGCGAACAAAUUUUUGGGUGUGAAUGAUUAGAUAGAAUUAUAUAUUUUAUACUGAAAAACUAAUAUAUUGUAUACAAUAAAUCAACUCCCAUUAUUAGAUUCAUACAAGUUGUAUGGAAUAAAUUAUAAUGUUCGAGGAAUAAUAAUUUAUAGAGGAAAGAAAAUCAUGUAUUAUAUUGUUGAUUGUUUAUAUAGAAUUUUCAGUAAUGUUAUACUUCUAAUUAAAGAAUUUAACACCAUCAAAAUAUGCAUUAAAAUAAAUCUUCUAGUGAACUGUAGAGAAUCUUGGAAAUGAAACUCUUCUUGCACUUUUAAAACAUGCACAAUAUUUUCGAAUAAUAAAUACCUAUGUUGACAACAUUCAUCAAAUAUUUGUAAAUAAUGAUGGAAACUGAAUAGAUAGUGGAUAAAUAAGAGUCGACAAGAAUAGGAUUCAUCAAUUUGAAUCACGUGAGUUGAUCAAAGCUGGAGAUUUUAGAUCGAAUUUAAUAAAUUGUAGUGGAGGUUUCUAUUCCAACUCUUCCGAUUCCUAAACUCUCGAAACAUUUUCCGAUUAUAUGAAAAUAAGGAGAUGAUAAUGGCUAUUGCUUUAUAUUGAAGACUGCUCCACGAAAUUCAUGCCAAUUACUUAUCUACCAUGUUAUGAGAAUAUCAUGGAUUUGAACUGAGUUACAUUGAUUAUUUCUGUAUUAUCCUCCGUGAAACUGUGUUUAAUUAUAAAUGAAUUGAGAUUAAAAACCUUCAAUGGAAGUAGGAGUGAGUUUAACAUGAUUUCUGAGAAUGUUCUUUUGAAUAAUAGGACGUAGAUGCUAACUUUAUAUUGAUGACACCAAAGGCGAACCAAAUAUUAUGAAUUAGUAAUUAUAGGAAUAUACAUUUGAAAUGGAUAAUAUUGUAAGUAGGAUUUGAAUACCCUUUUGAUCAGUUAUCUCAAAUGACGUCAUCAUUUUCUCUCAAGACUUUAAUUAAUGAGAAACUAUGUAAUUGUUGAAAAGUUCCUUUAAAGAAUGGUAUAUGAACAGUCGUUGACUUUUUUCUAAUUAUCAAAAGAGCAAAUACGAGUGAUGAUGGAUUUUGGAAAUUGUAAUUUCCAUAAUUAAUAUGAUUAAUUUGAUAGUUAUUUAUAAAUUGUUUGAUAAUAUUUUGUAUUAGCAGGAAUAUCGAAUGACUGUCCCGAUCCGAUUUCCAACCUUUCUACAUAACUCAUCCUUCGAUUCUGGAGAUAAAAUUGAAAAAAUAUAGUGCUAUGAGCAUCAUACUGAAUAGAUUUUCAGUUACUACUAAGUAGAAAAUUAUUAUGAUUAAGAGCUUAUUCUAUCAAAAAUAUAUUAGAUAAUUUUGAAUUUUAUAUAUUUUCUCUAUGGCCUGUUUUGUUUGUAGGGUAAUAGACAAAUUUAAAUUAUAAUAAAAGCGAAUUU